AUGCUGAACAACAUGACGGACUGCGAGGAAGGAGAGGGGGGACCCAACAGCCAGGGUGAUGGGAACCCAAAAGAGAGCAGUCCUUUCAUCAACAGCAGUGCAGCCAGCAGUGUGGAGAAGAGCCAGCAGUAUGACGGCAAGAACAUGGCUCUGUUUGAGGAGGAGAUGGAUACCAGUCCUAUGGUCUCCUCUCUGCUCAGCAGUCUAGCCAACUACUCCAACCUGCCGACGGGCAGCAAAGAGCACGAAGAGGCAGAGAAUAACGAGGAGGGGGCACGUCCAUCUAAAAAACCUGUGAAGGCACCACAGCUGGGCACUCUGAUGGGAGUGUACUUGCCAUGUAUCCAGAAUAUUUUUGGGGUGAUCCUCUUCCUGCGGAUGACCUGGAUGGUUGGGAUUGGAGGCGUCUUCGGCUCCUUCAUAAUCGUCUUCAUGUGUUGUUCCACAACCAUGCUCACAGCCAUCUCCAUGAGUGCCAUUGCAACAAAUGGAGUUGUACCAGCUGGAGGGUCAUACUACAUGAUCUCUCGCUCGCUGGGGCCUGAGUUUGGUGGAGCCGUUGGGAUCUGCUUCUACUUGGGAACCACUUUCGCAGGUGCCAUGUACAUUCUUGGCUGCAUCGAAAUUCUGCUGAUUUAUAUCAUUCCUCAGGCAGCCAUCUUCAAGAUCGAGGGCCUGGAGGGGCCAGAGGCGGAGGCGGCUCUCCUCAACAACAUGCGGGUGUACGGCACCAUCGUACUGAGCUUAAUGGCACUGGUGGUGUUUGUGGGGGUCAAAUACGUUAACAAGUUGGCACUGGUCUUCCUGGCCUGCGUCAUCCUCUCCAUCCUGGCCGUUUAUGCUGGAGUCAUCAAGACCGCCAUCGACCCCCCCGUCUUCCCCGUCUGCCUCCUGGGGAAUCGAACUCUUGUCUCGAAAGGAUAUGACAUCUGUGCAAAAGUCAUUGAAAUUGACAACGAAACUGUUACCACCAAACUGUGGAGGACCUUCUGUGAUUCUGACUCCCUCAAUGCCACUUGUGACGAAUACUUCACCAACAACAACGUCACAGAGAUACAGGGCAUCCCAGGGGUCACCAGUGGCAUCCUGGCAGAGAACCUGUUUGGUAACUACCUGGAAAAAGGGAUGAUGCUGGAGAAGCGUGGACUUGCGUCAGACGUCGACCCAGACAGUCCCCCAACCAGCUCCAACCGCUAUGUCCUGGCCGAUAUCACCAGCUUCUUCACCUUGCUGGUGGGGAUAUACUUCCCAUCUGUCACAGGUAUCAUGGCUGGCUCCAACCGCUCCGGAGACCUGCGGGAUGCUCAGAAGUCAAUCCCCAUUGGCACCAUUGCAGCCAUCACCACCACCUCUACUGUGUACAUUUCCUGUGUGGUGCUGUUUGGUGCCUGUAUAGAAGGAGUAGUCCUCAGGGACAAGUUUGGUGAGGGGGUCAGCGGUAACCUGGUGAUUGGUACACUGGCAUGGCCAUCGCCAUGGGUCAUUGUCUUUGGCUCCUUCUUUUCCACCUGCGGAGCCGGGCUUCAGAGUCUGACGGGAGCUCCGCGUCUCCUACAGGCCAUCUCAAGGGACGGCAUCAUCCCAUUUCUUAGGGUAUUCGGGCAUGGCAAAGCCAACGGGGAGCCCACCUGGGCCCUCCUGCUCACCGCUAGCAUCUGUGAGAUUGGCAUCAUCAUCGCCUCCCUGGAUGCAGUCGCACCCAUCCUCUCCAUGUUCUUCUUGAUGUGCUACAUGUUUGUCAAUCUUGCCUGUGCCCUGCAGACUUUGCUGAGGACGCCUAACUGGAGGCCACGCUUUAAGUUUUACCACUGGGCUCUGUCUUUCCUGGGUAUGAGUUUGUGCCUGUCGCUCAUGUUCAUCUGUUCCUGGUAUUACGCCAUAGUCGCCAUGGGCAUCGCCACCUGCAUCUACAAAUACAUUGAGUUCUGUGGAGCGGAGAAGGAGUGGGGUGAUGGGAUACGCGGCAUCUCGCUGAGCGCUGCCCGCUUCGCUCUCAUGAGGGUGGAGGAGGGACCGCCACACACAAAGAACUGGAGACCUCAGAUCCUGGUUCUGGUGAGUGUGGAUGGCGAGCAGAACGUGGAGCAGCCUCGUCUGCUGUCUCUGACCAAUCAGCUGAAAGCAGGGAAGGGUCUGACCAUCGUUGGUACCGCAGUUCAAGGAACCUUCCUAGACAACUAUACUGAGGCCCAGAGGGCAGACCAGUCUUUACGUAAGUUGAUGGAGACAGAGAAGGUGAAGGGUUUCUCUCAGGUGGUCAUCUCCUCCAACCUGCGAGAUGGGACGUCCCACCUGAUCCAGGUUGGAGGACUGGGAGGUCUGAAGCACAACACUGUGAUGGUCAGCUGGCCCCGUAACUGGAAACAGCCCGAGUACCACCAGCAAUUUAGGAACUUUAUUGAGGUGGUUAGAGAGACAACUGUGGCCAGUCUGGCCCUGCUGGUUCCUAAGAACAUCUCCAGCUACCCGUCCAACGGAGAGCGCUUCACUGAAGGCCACAUAGAUGUGUGGUGGAUUGUCCACGACGGAGGCAUGCUGAUGCUCCUGCCUUUCCUGCUGCGUCAACAUAAGGUGUGGAGGAAGUGCAAGAUGCGCAUUUUCACUGUAGCUCAGAUGGAUGAUAAUAGUAUCCAGAUGAAGAAAGACCUCAUCACCUUCCUCUAUCACCUGCGCAUCGAUGCUGAGGUAGAAGUGGUGGAGAUGCAUGACAGUGACAUUUCAGCCUACACCUAUGAGAAGACACUGAUAAUGGAACAACGAUCACAGAUCCUCAAACAAAUGCAUCUGACCAAGAAUGAGAUGGAGAGGGAGAUCCAGAGCAUUACGGAUUCAUCCCGUGGGUCUAUUCGACGUAAAAACACAUCCACGUGGCGCUCCCAGCACAGUGCUGAGGAGGGAACCAGCGUGGCAGAAAAACCAGAAGAGGAGUCUGUGGCUGUCUCCGACCCAAAACAGGUCCAGCUGAUCCACAGUAAGAAUGCCUCCACACCGACCAGCCCCACAAGCCCCACAUCCCCUGCUGUGCCUGCAGGGGGCGCUGCCACCUGGACCGACAACAAGGGUGCAGACAAGGGGAAGACCCUUUUAGCAGCGAACCCAGAGCUGGGCAAAGACCUCUUCAACAUGAAGCCGGAAUGGGAGAGCCUGAACCAGAUCGAUGUGAGGCGCAUGCAUACAGCGAUGCGGCUCAAUGAGGUUAUCAUGAAGAAGUCCAAGGAGGCAAAACUUGUCCUGCUCAACAUGCCUGGACCACCAAAGAACCGCGUGGGCAACGAAAACUACAUGGAGUUCCUUGAGGUGCUCACUGAGGGUCUCAAUCGGGUCCUCUUGGUUCGUGGAGGUGGACGGGAGGUCAUCACCAUCUACUCCUGAAGGCCUUUUAAGGUCUUUUAACAGCGCCCACACGGACUCUACCCUCUCCAUUCUCUGUAUUGUUCCCGGAAAAUCCUCCCACACCCGUCCAGUCACCUGCCACCACAUGUUGAGCUCCGACUCCAGUGUUUCCAGGGGACAUCUACUCAUGUAGACCUAGCUGUGUCUGUUACCUUCUAACCAUUAGGAUACACAAAGAGUUAUAUCCUAGAAAAAUGGAAGGCUUUCUUUUUUUGUUUGAAAUUCUUAUUUUAUUGGGAUAUACAGCUGGGGGGAGCAUACUGUUCAAACAAUGUAAUCAUUGCAAUAAGACUUAAAAGCCUUCACUGUUCUUUCCUUUUGAUCAAACUGUGGUCACAACAGAUAGUAAAGCUGAGUAACAAUGGAUAUUACAAAAGCAAAUACGGACCAAUAAAAUAAAUAAAGAAUGUGGGGUUAGAAAACAAAAUGCAUAAUAGAAACCCAAGAAAAUGGAAGGCUGUCAAACAUUUCUGUCCCCGUUUCUGACAUGUUUUAUCAUCGUUCUGUUCUUUUGCUUUUGUUCCAGGUCAUUAGUAAAAGAGGAAUGUUUUUCCCUUUAUCAUUUUUCUUAUUAGCUAUAAUUGAUUAUUGAUGUUAUUUAUGUAUCUAUUCAUCUAAUCAUGUCUGUCUUUGUCCUGGUCUGUUUUUAGUAUUUCAUUGUAUGGUUGGAAGCACACAAAUAAUAAUAUUAGAGUACUAGCAAUGAUAUUAAUUCAUACUUGGAAAAGGCUUGAUGAGGAUCUUCCUAUGUUCAUGCGAAACAUUCAGAUUAAUUCAUUUUUGUAUUGAAAAGUCAGAGGUGGGAGUCAAUAUGAAUAUAAAUCCCCAAAAUGGACAAAGACCAAUUGGAUCAAAUAGAUUUACCAGUAGUUUGCACUUAUUUUAGUGCCCUAAGUCUAACGUUACACCGUCUGUGAAAAGGCAGGGGGGAUAUGUGCAAUUUGCAGUUUAUGAGCAUCAUGAGAACAAUAGUCAAAUCACUGACUCAUCCUUGUUGAUAUGGCAGGGAUUUAUCGGUUUAUUUAUUCGUCAGCAUUACUGCAGACAGCUUGACAGAAAUUAAAGUCAGAAGAUAAAUGAUUUAAUGCAGAUUAUCAUGAUCCCAAACCUGAUUGUUUGACUUCAUUAUCCCUCACAGUUAGACAGGAUCAUAUAGACUGAAUGGACUCAAUGACAGGCUGUAAUACAGUAUAUACUCAGCCUCUGAGCUCAGCAAUGGUCACUUUAAAUGAUCUACCUUCACCUUCCCCUGGGACAUAGAGCAUAUCCAACGAUUGUUUGAUAUGCUCUACGUCCCAGGUUCUGGGGUUGUAUAGCCAUGUUUCCCAGAAAAUGCCCAAAAAACAUCCUGGUGUAGAUUCUGAAAUGAAAUCUGAAUUUUAUCUCUAAAAAAAUUUUAUCUCUAAAAAACAAUUGGUUAUGUCACUUGGUAUUCACUAUUGGGUUCAGAUAAAAAUCCUCUUCACAACUCUUUAUUGAAUAAACCUUAAUGAUUACUUGCAAACAAAAUGUGCCAAUGUAUGAUGUAAAAAUGUUUUUGAUACCAAGUCUCUUUUAGAAAGUCUGACAGGUAAAAAAAAAAAAAGCAACUGAAAUUUAAAUGUGAAAUUUAAACAGAUUUCAGACCAGGCAUCUCUACUACUUAAUAAACUAUCAAUCAAAACAAUCUAAUGUAAAGUAUUAAUGAAAAAGUUAAUAGAUCUUAGGAUUUUAUUUAUAUUAUGCAAUGUUUGUAAACGAUAUUAUACAACGUGAACCAGUGUAACAUGUUUCUAGUUGUCAGAGGCACUAAAAUAGAUUGUGUUUUACACAUCAGCUGUAUGUUUUUAUCUCAGAUAAUUUAUUUUUUUUAAUGGUACGGUUCAGAUAAAAAGAUUUACAAAUGUCAUUUAUUUUAAUAAUUUGAAAAAUGUUGUGUUUUAUGCAUGGUGAGUGCACAGUCUUAAAGAAAUAAUUUGCCAUUUUGGGGAAUACACUUAUUUGCCCCCUUGCUGAGAGUUCAAUGAAAAGAUUCAUACCAUGUACGUGGUUUGUAUGCUAAAUAUGUAGCUGUAGCUGUGGGCAGUUAGCUUAGCUUAGCAUAAAGUCUGGAAACAGAGGGAAACAGCUAAACGGCUCUCUUUAAAGGUAAACAAAUCCAUCUACAGGCUGCUGACUGUAGCUUCAUAAUUACUGCACAGACAUAGGCAAGAAAGCAAAUAAGAACUUCCAAAAUGUUUAAUUAUUAUUAUUUCAUUUGCUGCUACACUAAUGCACGCAAUUUUAAAAUGUGAAGGAAUUCGCUGUGAUGUUGACAAGGCAGACAUAUGCAGAAAAUGCAGAGACAGACUAAUAACUACAAAUGAAAGAAUUUUAGAGGAAUCUCAUGAGGCGCAUAUUAAACAGUUUUAGCGUGGUUUAUGCAUUAAGUCAGAUUAUCCAGUAGGGUACCUUUCAUUUAUUCGUUUUUGUGUGUAUGUGUGUGUGUGUAUGUGUGUGUGUGUGUGUGUGUGUCUACCAUGGAUGUUUAGUUUUUAUUUGUGUAUGGUUUGGUGAUUUUUGAACAUGCAUUAAUUCAUGCACAUGUGCUGUUUUGUCAUAGAUGUCUACACUAAACAUUCUGUUGGAUGUGACCAGUAGGAGUCGAGUCACUGUACAUUAACUUGCACCAGAACGUGCAUUGUUUACGAUAUCCACAUGGAAACAAAGCGUUUAGUUUUGUUACGAUGGAAGCUUUAAUCCAAACAUGUAUGUGUACAGUUGUGCAGAUUUAUUGUGUACAUGUAUUGUUUUUAAUGCUGUAGCAUAUACAGAACCUUACAUCAUCAUACACACAUCAAUAUGUCUACUUUUUGGUCAAUGUCUCUUUGGUAAAUAUUUGGUGAAUAAAUUCUGAAAAGUGUGGGUGCAUAACUUUAGCAAUAACAAAAAACAAGCAUUACGCUUCUAAAUCUGAAUUGUUCUGUAUUUACUUUUGAUUCAUAGGACGAUGGUGUAGUUCUGCAGGUACAUAUAUCAGUCACUGGUCUGCAGAAGUUUUAGAGUCACCCUCAACCAGAGUGUAAAAAUUGAGACU
This is a messenger RNA of Xiphias gladius (swordfish), 6448 nucleotides long. RefSeq names its product solute carrier family 12 member 5b (gene slc12a5b). Lineage: Eukaryota; Metazoa; Chordata; Actinopteri; Istiophoriformes; Xiphiidae. The coding region runs from base 1 to 3372 and encodes 1123 amino acids. Gene Ontology annotation, cellular component: membrane. The record is from RefSeq and is a predicted model, not a curated record. Gene Ontology annotation, biological process: chemical synaptic transmission; cell volume homeostasis; potassium ion homeostasis. Gene Ontology annotation, molecular function: potassium:chloride symporter activity. The transcript is spliced from 26 exons.